GUCAACGUCCUCAUCUUCUUCUUGACCGUAGACAGCAGCAAAUCGCAAUUCCAGCGACAACUUGGAUCUUCUCUUUAUGGUAUUGACAAUUUUAGAUCCUACGAUUGAAUUUCCGCUCCAUUCAUCUCGAUGUGUCUCUAUCGGCCAGCAGGCAAUGGUCCGAUGUAUGAGAAGCCGACUCAUCCGUAUCGCAUCGGCAAUGUCAUCAGCUCGACCAGACUGAUUUCUGCCCUGAAGUUUUAGCUAUGUGAUAUCUGAGUUAGCUAUGCGAUUCAUCGCCAUUACCCUGAUAUGCCAAUGGGGACGGUCUCUCCUCCCAAGAGCUAGCCAAACCACGACAAUCACAUACUUUGGGAAGCUUCAUUCACCCUUCUUUCUGAUCAUGGCAGGCGCAUGCCUCAAAAAACUAUUUAAGGCCAAUCCCUCAUUACGGCUGAAGUGUCAUCCAAGUGCUUUUACCAUAUCAUUUCCAUCAGUCAGCCUCCUCUGCCAACUACAGCGCCGUCCCCCAUCGCGAACAUGUCUCUCGCUCGCAAACAUCAAGCCCACGCUGAAGGGCAAUCUAGUAGUACUUCUGUAACACUGGAUUCCCAACGCUCCCUUCAGAAUCAAACAACCUACACAAUCUUUGACAUCAAUGACCCCACCAUCUCGCACACGUUCCCAUUCCCCCAAAGUCCUGGACCGCCGCCCACUUCAAGUACACCGUUGGACGCCCAGUCGACACCAUCUACAUCAAACCCACCCAAUACCACUCCUCAACCAGGUUCAUGUGAUCAGAAAGUCGGAGUAUCUCCUAAUCUUGCUCUACCUCUACGAACACAGAGAACGGGCCAUGUCGAGUCGUCGCCGCCAAUUGGGAAUUCCGGAUCCAUGGAAGCUCCAAAUAUGCCCACCAGGCAUGUCCCUCCUCCACCUAUAUCAGUUUCACCUGCGGGAACACCAGAACACAAAUACAACCAGCGUUCGCCACUUGCAAAUGGUCCUCCGCCCCCGAAAGGAAAACACGCUCAGCUAGAUCUUCAAAUGAUUGCCCCGGGGGAGCUUCUUCUGGAGGAAUACGCAUGGUUACCGGUCAAGACUCGCAUUCAGUUGAACAAAAUCGUCAUUACACUGUUCCAUUCUUUACGCGAUCCCCGAAUCGAUGGCAAAACGCGUUCAGGUAUACCCCUCCAAUCGCUUCGGAUACCUAGAUUUAUCGCCUACCAGAAGCUACUUCAACUUCACUCCAACGGAUGGAAAAGAUAUACGGCAGAAGAAGUCAGGAUGGAGCUCAAGUCCCUGCUUCGUGUUCGUACCAUGUUACCUUGCGAUAUAGAUGUAAUGGUUGCUUGGGAUUUGAUGGUGCGGGACAUGCACGCGAAGCUAGACAACAACGGAAAGGAGCUUUGCGAAUUUCUCUUUGAUAAACUGCAGAACCCCGGACCUGAGAAACAUGUAUGCUCCUCCGAUCGCGUGGUGUACAGGUACUGCCCACAUUGUGUGUUCCAGUUUCUAUCUACCUAUGGAGCUCCGCACCGUUCUGCGCCGGGUGCUCCGUCAUUGCAAAACUCAUGCUCUGUAGCGAUCGCUUCUGCGCCUGCGCCCGCGCCUGCGCUUGCAGGUGGCCGUAUAUCUGCUUCCCGGUCGUCGGCCAAGCCAUAG
Messenger RNA from Periconia digitata, 1644 nucleotides. Lineage: Eukaryota; Fungi; Ascomycota; Dothideomycetes; Pleosporales; Periconiaceae. The record is from the annotation of a GenBank genome assembly.